UUUUACAUCAAAGUGCAGGUGACCAAGUGUUGAUUUCAGAGCACCAGUGGCUGAACGAGGCUCUAGGUUGACUGUUGUUUUAGUGAUAGCAGUUUUUUACAGGGUCAGAUUCUGAAGUGGAAUUAAUGUGUGGUGGUACGAAAGUGAACCUGAGAAUAAUAUCAAAAGCAGACUGUGGCUAGUCAGGAGCCAUCUGUGCUGUUCCAGGCUCUUGUGCUUCUGUAAGCACUUGUUCAGUCCCGCUGGCCUGUGACAUGUUUGUCUCGUUGUGUACUAACUACCUCCUGAACCUGUUUCUUUCCAAAAUCUUAAUCUCAGCUGUGUGUCUGUUCUGUUUGCAACCUUUAGCCACAGGCAGCUGUUCACCCUAUGAAUAAUAAUCUCAGCAUAUUACACAAAGUUCGGUAUCACUGACUAUAUUUGACAAAUAAUAAACUUGUUCACUUCAAUUCUCACAAGCUCAUGCAAUCUGUGAGAUCCAUGAGCACUUCCCUUCCCUUUGUGUGCCACAGCAAUAUCUCAGUACAAAUUCAGACAGAGAGACUAUGCUUCAUAUAGUGCCUUAUUGCAAUGAGAAUGAAAACUGGCCAGGAAAGAAGAGAAUAAUGCUGCAGCCUGGCAAGGGUCUUAAGCUGGGUGAUGUGGACUCCAGAUACUAAAGGAGGGCAGAUGCACACCGGCCCUGAUUGGCCACGCUGGCUCCUGCCUCGGCACGGAUUGGCCGAGCCUUCUGCCUCCUCUGUCUCAUCUUCCUGGGGCACCGCACGGCCCGGCUGCAGCUCCUCCACACUGACCACAGAGGCACCGGAGGAUGCCCACGCAUCAGCGCCUGGUCGAUAAGAUGAGGAGACACUCCUGCUUUGUUUUUUUGUUCUGUGGGAUAUUUUUGCCUGGAAUCCUUGGUUUUCCACAGACAAACACCUCAAUUGAUUGUGAUUCUCUGUUACCAAACUAUGAAGCUGAACCACAGACAUCUGCACCACCAUAUAUUAUUGCUGUAUCUUUUGAUAACUUUGAGCCAGGAAAUGAAGUCCAAGUAACUCUCGAAGCACUUGGAGAUGCUGGAUUUAAAGGAUUUAAUCUACAAGCUCGAGAAAUAGAUGGAGAUGUUCCUGUUGGUACUUUUAAAAUUACAGAUCCAAACACUAAAGGCUUGGAAUGUCAUAACACGACGAAUUCAGCAGUAAGUAAUGCAAAUUCAGAUGUGAAACAGAAGGUUACAACAACAUGGAUUGCUCCACAUGAUGUUAGAGACGUUCAGUUUAUUGCAACUGUUGUUCAAAAUCUAGAGAACUUUUGGGUUGGAAUUCAAAGCAAAACUCUCACACCUAUGAAUUCUGCAUCAGUUAAUGUGACAGGAAAAAGUAAAAGGAAGCUUAUGAUAGAAUUAGAAUGUAACAAGCGUGGAGGGACUUACUCAACAGGCCGAUGCAUCAUGGUUGGACCUUCCAGUUCCUCUCAGAGCAGUUAUUCAGGCAGUCAGGGUGGAGUAGUCUACACAAUAAGCAAGAGUGGAUGUGGCCCUGGAGGUGCUGCUGGUGCAUAUGGCCUACAAGCCUGCAGAGAUAGUGCAUCCUUAUCCAGCAGUGGUCUUACUUAUGGCCAGUCUGUCCCUGCAAGCAGUUCAGAUUCCAGUAAGAAGGUUGUGGUCGUUGCCAACAGCAACCCUUUUCCACCUGUGCGUCACACCUUCCCUCAGAGUUUGGGAAGCUCUGCUACAAGGAUCAUAGUACAGAGUGGACAAAAACAGCAAACCAGCAGCAGUACUUAUUUUCAGGGUUCCCAAGGCAGCCAGUCCUAUGGUCAGGGCUACAGACCUCAAGGCAGCAGUUCCUACAGCCAGGGUGGACCAAGUUUCUCAGGCAGCAGCUCCUAUGGCCAGGGUUCCCAAGGCAGCCAGUCCUAUGGCCAGGGUUUUCAGCCUCAAGGUGGCAGUUCCUAUGGACAGGGGUACCAGCCUCAAGGUGGCAGUUCCUAUGGCCAGGGUGGACCAAGUUUCUCAGGCAGCAGCAGCAGCUCCUAUGGCCAGGGUUCCCAAGGCAGCCAGUCCUAUGGCCAGGGUUAUCAGCCUCAAGGUGGCAGUUCCUAUGGACAGCAGGGUGGCUCUGCAGCUUAUUUUGGCAGCAGUGGUUGUGGACAAGGUGUCUCCUAUGAUAGCAAUCCCUGCCACCAGGGUGGAUCACAGGGUGGAUCACAGGGUGGUCAGGGUGAUUCAUACUCCUCACAAAACUAUGGUGGCAGCCAACAGAGUGGAUCAUCCCAGAAUUAUGGUGACAACCAGGAUGGAUCCUACUCACAAAACUAUGGUGGUGGCCAAGGUGGAUCAUCCUCAGACACCUAUUAUGAUAAUCAGGAGUCACAAGAUUCCUCAUAUGACAAUAAUCCCAAUGCUUGUGAUGAUAAUGACACUACCUACAGUUCCAAUAGUCAACGUUCUGGUUGUACAAAGAAGAAAGUUGUUGCCCGAGACACAUCACAUGUUUUAAGCAGAAGAGCCUAUGAUGUACAGAAUGCAUCUUCUUCAAAUAACAGCCACUCUGACAUGCAGGGUGGAUCAUUUAUUGCUACCAGUGGAUCAAGUAAUCAGGGUGGUUGCAUUUGUCCUGAUGGAAGCAAUGGUCAUAGACAGGGUGGCCAAGGUUCUUCCCACAGUUCUUACUCUGAUAACCAGGGAGGGCCUUCCUACUAUUCUGGUGGAUCUUAUGGACAGGGUGGCCAAGGUUCUUCCCACAGUUCUUACUCUGAUAACCAGGGAGGGCCUUCCUACUAUUCUGGUGGAUCUUAUGGACAGGGAGGGUCUUCUGCUUAUGAUGGCAGCAGUGAAUCCUAUGGUCAGGGUGGAUCUUCUGCAUAUAGUGGUUCUGAGGCUUAUGGCCAGGAUUCACCUUCCAUAGGAGCCAGUGAAACUGAAGAUAAUGAUCCCUCCUCACCGUCUGGUAGCCGCCAGAGUGAACGGGAUUUUUAUUCCCCAGGAGGCAGCCAGUCAGGUGGACAUGGGUCAUCUUCUCAAAGUGGUAGCUACUCCAGUGGACAGGACUCAUCCUCAUCUGGAAGUAGCCAGUAUGGUGGGCAGGGUUCACCUUCCUCAGGAGGCAGCCAGUCUGGUGGACAGGGUGGAUGUGAUUGCUCUGGGGCAAAUUCUGGUGGAUCCCCUACUUUAGUCAGAAGUGAUUCCUCUUCAAAUGACUCAUCUUCUUCUGGAGGCAGCCAGUACAACAGCCAGGAUUCAUAUUCCUCUGGAGCUAGCCAGUAUGGAGGACAUGAGUCAUCUUCUUAUGGAGGCAGCCAGUAUGGUGGACAAGGUUCACCUUCCUCAGGAGGCAGCCAAUAUGGUGGACAGGGUUCACCUUCUUCAGGAGGCAGCCAGUAUGGAGGACAGGGUUCAUCUUUCUCAAGUGGCAGACCUUAUGGAGGACAGGGUAUAGCUUCUUCGGGAAGCAGCCAGUAUAGUGGACAGGGCUUUUCUUCAGGGGUCAGACAGUCUGGUGGACAGGGUGGGUGUGUGUGCCCCGGUGGAGGUUCAGGCUCUUUCGCAGGAACCAACUACCAUGGUGGACAGGGUUCAUAUCCUGGAAGUAAUCAAUAUGGUGGACAGGGAUCUUAUCCCUCAGGAGGCAGCCAAUAUGGUGGGCAGGGCUCAUAUCCUUCUGGAGGCAGACAGCAUGGUAAACCAGGUUCUUCUUCCUCAGGAGGCAGUCAUCAAGGAAAGCCAGGUGGCUCUGGCUCAGGAAGCACUUACUCUGGGAAACCGCAAUCACCUUACUCAGGCGGCAGUCAAGUGAAAGGAAAAGGUCAAGAAAUGUCUGCCCAUUUAAAGUACCUUUCCUUGGGCAUCCUGGUUUUUCAGACCACAAGUUUAGUGUUGACCAUGCGCUAUUCUCGGACACUGAAAGAAGAAGGACCUCGUUACUUAUCCUCUACUGCAGUAGUUAUUGCUGAACUUCUGAAGAUUUUGGCCUGUGUUCUAUUAGUCUACAAAGACAGCAAAUGCAAUUUACGAACUCUGAACAGAGUGCUACGUGAUGAAAUCCUUAACAAACCCAUGGAAACCCUUAAACUCGCUAUUCCUUCGGGAAUUUACACUCUUCAGAACAACUUGCUAUAUGUAGCAUUGUCAAACCUAGAUGCAGCCACAUACCAGGUUACAUAUCAACUGAAAAUUCUCACCACAGCAUUGUUUUCUGUGUCCAUGUUGAGCAAGAAACUGGGCGUAUACCAGUGGCUGUCACUAGUAAUAUUGAUGACAGGAGUGGCAUUUGUGCAGUGGCCUUCAGACUCUCAAGCAACACCUGCUAAGGAGCACUCAGCAGGAUCACAGUUUGUAGGCCUGAUUGCAGUUCUCAUAGCGUGCUUUUCUAGUGGAUUCGCUGGAGUUUAUUUUGAGAAAAUUUUAAAGGAAACUAAGCAGUCUGUGUGGAUCAGAAACAUUCAGCUUGGAUUUUUUGGUAGCAUAUUUGGACUGAUGGGUGUUUACAUUUAUGAUGGAGAGCAACUGUCAAAGAAUGGAUUUUUUCAAGGAUACAAUAAACUUACUUGGGUGGUGGUUGUUCUACAGGCACUUGGAGGGCUGGUGAUUGCUGCUGUUAUAAAAUAUGCGGAUAACAUUUUAAAGGGAUUUGCAACUUCUCUCUCCAUUAUACUGUCAACAUUGAUCUCCUAUUUCUGGCUGCAAGAUUUUGUCCCUACAAGUGUCUUUUUCCUCGGAGCCAUCCUUGUAAUAGCAGCUACUUUUCUAUACGGUUAUGAUCCCAAACCUGCAGGAAAUCCCAUUAAGGCAUAGCAGACUUCCUCAUCAACCUGCUUCUCGAGAUCAUGCACUGGGGGCCUUGCUAGCACUGGCAUGUGGGAAGUGUCACUGUGCACUGCAAGGGAAGGAUGACUGCCCUGAAUUUAUUGAAGAAAUGCUGAAGAGUAGUUCUGAACAGCCAGAGGGGUUACAGGUGGAGGGUGAUGCUGUCUGCAACUGAAGGGGGGGGAAAUGUUGGGGAAUGCCCAGUGCAACUUGCUAAUAAAAACUUGAAAGGAACCAAAAGUUUCCAAGAAACUACAAUUAGGAAUGUUUACAGCUUUGACUGAGAUUGCAUCAAAAGAAUUACUGUAUUGACUGCUGCAGAAAUGUGUCCUAUGCACUCUUUGAAAGAGCACACGACAACAUUGUCAGAUUGUAUGUUUUUGCUAUUCAAUUCUAUUUAAUCUUAGUAAAUAUGUUUUUAACUGUUUGUCUAUUUACGUGAAAUGAGCAGAAAGUCAUAGUUCUAAAGUGAUGGUUCUAAUUAGGUACUCCUUAUUAAAACUGAAAAUUGAAGUAUGAUUGAAAGACACUUUCACAAUAUCAAAUAUUUUUAUAUUUUUAGAAGGCUGAUUUAAUAACAGAAAUAUGUUAUUAAAUAAUAUUAUAAUUCUGUUGCUUCUGUAAAACUGUUGUAAGAAUGUUAACAUUCUCACUGAAGUGCAAAGGGAGGAAUACUCCAGCCUUCAUCAGCCUGUAGUGUUGGAGCAGAUGGAAUAACUCUGGGAACACAGGCUGGAGGUUACCACACUAAUCUGGGAGCAGCAGUAGGGUUGUGAUGGGUGCUUGCUCAGAUGUGAUGUUCAUUCUUUAUUUUUUUUUUACUGAUUAUAAAUCAACUUUUUAGUAGAAACUUAAAAGUAGUUUUUGUGCUUUAAAUAGCCUCUGAAGAUUUUUUUAAACCAUUAUUUCAAAAAACAAAGAGCUCAUAAUAGGCAUUUUAAAGGCAUUAUCAUUGUCUGUAACAGCUCCAUCUGGAGAUAUUAUGGUAUGGCAUCUGUAUAGUGUACUGUACUUUAUUACAGAGGUGUUUUUUAAACAAGUGUUGUUUACUCAUGAACUCUUCCAGGCUUUUUCUGUAUAUUUCUAUGUAAUGGCUUAAUUAGAGUUUUGGUGGGGUUUUUUAAAUUAUUAUUAUUUUGUUCUGAGAGUCCUUGAGCCAACAGACCAAAGUGGGUUCUCUGGACCUAUUUGUUCUAGUAGUGGAAUUACUUUAAUAGGAAAUACAAUUAAAAAGCAAUUAAUUGUGCAAUAGGUAAAUAUAAAAGCAUGCUGUUAUUCUGUUUAAAACAAAAAAAAAAAAACCUUCACAAAGAAACCUUGCUGCAAUCAGAUCAAUUAGACUGUUAUGAACACUUCACUUGAAGGAUUUGCAUAUAGUCAGAAACACUAAAAAAAUCUAAAACUAAUAAACAAAAAAAAACUGUCUUAAAAAU
This is a messenger RNA of Onychostruthus taczanowskii (white-rumped snowfinch), 6225 nucleotides long. It is a transcript of the gene SLC35A3, whose product is annotated as solute carrier family 35 member A3. Gene Ontology annotation, molecular function: UDP-galactose transmembrane transporter activity. The transcript has 77 exons. Gene Ontology annotation, cellular component: Golgi membrane. Gene Ontology annotation, biological process: pyrimidine nucleotide-sugar transmembrane transport. NCBI's taxonomy places the organism in Eukaryota, Metazoa, Chordata, Aves, Passeriformes, Passeridae. Bases 812 to 4780 code for a protein of 1322 amino acids. The record is from RefSeq and is a predicted model, not a curated record.